AUGACUUUCAAUAGAUCUAGAUCAACUACUAACUAUAAUUAUUUUAUAAAUAAUUUGUCUCUUCUUCGUUCUAACGGUCCUAUUAAAGACCUAGGUAUAUUAUUUGACCCAAAGCUAAAAUUUGAUUGUCACAUUCACAUGAUUAUUAACAAAUCACAUCAAUUAUUAGGUUUUAUUAAUCACAGUUGUUCAGAUUUUACUGAUAAAUUUACCCUAAAAUCAAUUUAUUGUUCGUUAAUACGUCCCAUCUGUGAAUAUGGUUCUAUUGUAUGGUAUCCCUACCAGACAGGCAAAAAAACAAGAUUGGAAAAAGUACAACACAAAUUCUUACGCUUUAUCUCAUUUAAGUGUUCCAUACCUAGAGAACCUCACACAACAUACAAUCCAAUCCUAUCUUUAUUAAACCUCCACACUUUGGAAUACAGCCGUAUAAGUCUUGACUUAUGUUUCCUUUAUAAGCUUUUGAAUGGUAAUGUAGACUGUCCCGAUUUUUUAAACCGUUUAACCUUCUAUACUCCCACUUUUAAUACGCGAUCGACUAACACUUUUCGUUCAAGCCUACAAGUUACUAAUUAUGCAAAUAAUACUCCCUGCAAUAGAUGA
Molecule: messenger RNA, 603 nt
Organism: Macrosiphum euphorbiae (potato aphid)
Lineage: Eukaryota; Metazoa; Arthropoda; Insecta; Hemiptera; Aphididae
Source: the annotation of a GenBank genome assembly